This is a messenger RNA of Polistes canadensis, 624 nucleotides long. RefSeq lists its product as uncharacterized. The coding region runs from base 110 to 574 and encodes 154 amino acids. Lineage: Eukaryota; Metazoa; Arthropoda; Insecta; Hymenoptera; Vespidae. The transcript is spliced from 3 exons. The record is from RefSeq and is a predicted model, not a curated record.
GAUUUCUAAUAGAAUUUUUAUUUCUUUCAUAAUUAUUUUGUGGAAUUUUCAAUGUGUAAAUUUGUUUGAUAUUUAUCAAGAUGAAAUUGAAAGUUUGAGCGAGUUACCUAUGGAUAAAUUGAUCAAAAUCAAAUCAUCGAUUAAACCAAUAUUGGAAACAUCGAUGAUGGUUAAGAAAUCCGACCAACCGGAAGGAAGAAUAAAAUCGACAUUACCAAUAGCCAUGCCGUUGAAAAGAAAUUACAAAUUACCCAAAAGACGUGGCGAUCAUUACGAAGAAAAAGGGAAGGAUACUAAGAUAUCAAAAAUAUUUCAAUUAGCUGUAACAGCACUUUCGUUCUUGGCAUUUGGUGGAUAUCUUUUGACGUUGAUCAUAACUGCGAUUAGGAGAAAUUCGAACACGGCUAAUACUGGAAACGUAAUCGUAUUUUCGAAUUUGCAAAAUUCACAAAAGAAUCAACGACUCAAGAGGAACCUUUUAAUUUAUGAUCCUAUGGAAAAUAAUUUUCAAACUGACAAACUUUAUCAAGGAAUGAUUAUGUUGUCACGUACUUGCGCGCGUUUCGAACGUUAAAAAGAAAAGAGAACAAAAUCAUUUCUUUUACUCAUGCAAAAUAUUUUUCC